AUGGGGUCAGAAGAAGCUUCGGCUCUGCUCCUUUACACACAUUCAUAUUUUGAUGUUUUUACCAAAGAAAAAGUAGCACAGUGUAGUUUUAAGAAGUCUGUCAUCCUCUUCUCUUCUCCCGUCUUUCCUAAUUUAGACUGGGAUGAAAUUUCCAAGCACUUACCAAAGGACGUGGUUGUCCAUGUAGCAGGUAACAGUAGUAGCCUUAUAAAAGCUCCAGUUUCAGGACAAACAGAAAAUGGUACUUCGGAUGACUACAGUGCAAGUGACUCUGAUGAAGAGUCCGAUGAAGAACUUUCACUGCCGUGUCUGAAGCCUCAGGUGUACUAUGGGAGUUGGGCUCAGAGGAGCACGGCACUGGUGAUUGGUGGAGAGAUGCAUAGACUGAGUCUGGAGGCUCUUCGAUUGGCUGAGGACACAGAGGGCAGAAGGCUCUUUGUGCCCGUGGCUCCAGGUGUGGAGAGCCUGAACUCUGCAGUGCCUGCUAGUAUACUGCUGUUUGAAGGCAGACGACAGCUUCUGCAGUUGUUGGAGAAAACACGAGUAAAAGCACACUGA
Messenger RNA from Carassius carassius (crucian carp), 558 nucleotides. Its product is annotated as rRNA methyltransferase 3A, mitochondrial-like. The record is from RefSeq and is a predicted model, not a curated record. Gene Ontology annotation, molecular function: RNA binding. The coding region runs from base 1 to 558 and encodes 185 amino acids. The transcript has 3 exons. Lineage: Eukaryota; Metazoa; Chordata; Actinopteri; Cypriniformes; Cyprinidae.